This is a messenger RNA of Folsomia candida, 2073 nucleotides long. Its product is annotated as esterase FE4. The record is from RefSeq and is a predicted model, not a curated record. NCBI's taxonomy places the organism in Eukaryota, Metazoa, Arthropoda, Collembola, Entomobryomorpha, Isotomidae.
AAAAACCCCAUUAUAAAUAUUAAUAUUUGUUUGCGAUAAGAUUUUUUUUGUGAAACUUCCAUUGCAACGUUGCACGUCACAUGAUAGCAGUCAUGGCCAAGGUUGUCUGUGGCAAGUUAUUCUGAACCAGACCAUCCGAGUCGACAGUUCACGAGUGAGCCUGGUGGAGUGAGGUUGUUGCAAAAUGAGUCGGCAUAUUUCUGUAUUGAUAUUUGUGGUGGUAAAUAUUUAUCGUGCAAGUUGUGCGGAAAAUUGUGAUGAGGUUGGUUACCCAGAGGUGGAAAUUAACACGGGACGGCUGGCCGGUUCCUUUGUAGAAAGUAGGGAGGGGAGGAGGUACAGCCAGUUUCUAGGAAUUCCGUACGGUCAUGUGGAAAAAAGAUUUGAUAUUCCUCAACCAGCAAAAUCCUGGACGGAUGUGAAAAAUGUGACUGAUUCCGGUACCGGGUGUACGAGACAAGGCCUAGUCGUCUUUGGAUAUACGGGGACAGAAGAUUGCCUUACGGUGGACGUCUAUUCACCAAAACCGUUAAAAUUGGGUGAAGAUAAUACCGAUCUUCUCCCAGUCAUGGUAUGGUUUACUGGUGGCGGAUUUGUGGACGGAGCGGGGGGAAUGUACGGCGGAAAAUAUUUUAUGGAAGAAGAUGUCGUCUUGGUAACGGUGACUUAUAGGCUGGGAGCAUUUGGAUUUUUGAAUGCUGGAGUAAAAUCAGCCCGUGGGAAUCAGGGUUUGAAAGAUAUGGUGAUGUCGUUAAACUGGGUGCAGAAGAAUAUUGCGGCAUUUUCUGGUGACAAAAAUAAUCACCAUUUUUGGAGAAAGUGCUGGCGGGCGGCAGUGUCAUUAUUAACCGUAUCCCCAAUGGCGAAAGGUUUGUUCCAUCGCGCCAUUCUACAAAGCGGGACCGCCACAUGUCCCUACGUCACGCGUGCCGGGACGGGUGUUAAAGAAGCGAAAAAACUUGCCGCUGAGCUUGACUGUCCCUCCAGCAAUGCUGAAUAUUUGGUAGAAUGUCUGCAGAAAAUUAAACCUGAGCUGCUCGCCGUGAAGUCGCUUUCCUUUAAUGAAUUCGGAUUCGACUCAAACGCGGUCCACAUGAGUCCAACGAUCGAAACGUAUAAAGCUGAGGAUGGCGAUAAUUACACAUUCUUAAGUGAGGACCCGUGGAGUCUGAUGCAAAAAGGGGAAUUUAACAAGGUUCCAAUCAUUAUUGGGUUUGUGGCGCAUGAAACAGGAACCAUGGGAAGGGGAUGCUUUCCACACCCGCAAAAAUUAAGAAAAUAAACGCAAAACGGCCGCAUCUUUCCCUCCUCGCUCCUCUACCAUGACACCGCAGAAGAUCCGAGCAUCGUGACUGAGCAGAUUCGAAAAUUUUAUUUUGGCGGUUCAGAACUCACCGGGGAAAGUGUGACUGAUUUGGAUCGAUUAAUUUCGGAGAGAUCGAUCACAUAUUGUACGCGAAAAGUUGCGGCGGCCUAUGCAAAUUUUACGACAGUGUAUGCCUUCAAUUAUUGAGCCCGUCAGUGCGGGAGGAUUGGAAGCUGCGGCGAUUUCGGGCAGUCAGGAAGGUAAAGAUGUCACUAAGGACGAUACAACUUCGACUGAUGAGCGACUUCCCAUACACGCCGACGAGCUGCCAUACCUCUUCGAACCGAGACCGCCAUUGGAAAAAUUUUUCAAAAAAAUUGGAAAGGAUAGCACAAAUUAUGAUUUUUCUAAAAGCUUUGUCUCCCUUUGGGCCUCUUUUGCGAAGGAUGGGAAACCUGGUAAACUUUGGGGCGAUCUGACAUCCGAGUGGACCCCGCUAAAAGCUAAUAAGCGCCAGGAGUAUUUACAAAUUAACGAAACUCCGAUAAUGACUGAGGUAGAUGAUGCGUUUCAAAACAGCUGGAAAUUUUGGGACAGUCUUCCCCUCAAAGAGUACGGCAAGAAAUGGGAAGGAGAUGCAUAACCUGGGAGUAUACUUACGUUGAAAAAUUGAAGCGGCAAAUUUGAAUUUAUCCAAAUAUGUACAUAUGCAUUUGUUGUUUUUUUCACGACCAAAUUUGUCAAUAAAUUUAGGUCAGUUCCGCUCA